UUUCCUCAAACGUCAGAUAAAGCUUCACUUAAGAACAGGAUAUUUGGCAACUGUAAAAAGUCUUGGGAGAGACAAAGGAGAGACCAUGCUGGCAAACAAGCAGGCCAAAUUGUUUAUACUCAGUGCAGUUGUGGCAGCUAUUUAUGCCUUGACAGUGGAAACACCUCAGAAGAAACUGGAAGUAAAUAAAGGAAAUAAUGCCACCCUACAAUGCCACUUCCAAACCCCUGUUCCUAAUCGAGAGAUAGGAGACUUGGCAGCCUGGAGGAAACUACCUAAAAGGGAAGAAUUUUUUAGCAUGAGACUUGAUAAUGGCAAAGAAUUUAUAAAUGUUGCAUACCAAGGCCGCUUGAGCGUCUCUGGAAAUGUAAACAAUGGCGAUGUCAGCAUCACUAUCAAUCAGGUGACCAUGGAUGACAAUGGGACCUAUGAAUGUUCAGUCCGUCUUUUGGAGUAUCCCCCCAUGGAAUUAGCAAAUAUGGAUCUUUUGGUCCUUGUGCCUCCAUCCAAGCCAGAAUGCAAAAUUAUAGGGAAAUUGGAAUAUGGGCAAAAUGUUAACCUGACCUGCAAUUCUAUCGAAGGAUCCCCUGCACCUAAAUAUUCCUGGCAAAGUUAUGACACACAAAACCACCCCCGGCAACUUGUGGGAACACAAAUAGCAGGAGGAGUGCUUCUGCUGAAGAACAUCUCUAUAGACACCACCGGCUACUACAUCUGCCUUUCCGAAAACUCUGCUGGGCAGGAGAAAUGCAAUAUGAGUGUUGCAGUUAAGCCUCCAUCCAUGAACUUUGCCCUCUAUGGUGGAAUCAUUGGAGGGUGUGUUGCUUUCAUCAUUAUUAUCGGUAUUGUGGCUUAUUGCUGUUGCUGCAGGAAUUCAAAGGAUAAAGAGUAUGAGCAAACAGAGACAGAAAAUAACUACCAACCACCACAUGAACCUGUACGAAUCCGGGGACCAACUGAAGAAGAGGUUCCGGAAGAAGAGGAUGAGCACAAUGGUGGGAACUACAGUCCACAAAUGCAACCAGCACGCAGACCACCUGCCACGUUGUCAAAUGCUGCCGUUUAG
This is a messenger RNA of Elgaria multicarinata webbii, 1066 nucleotides long. It is a transcript of the gene GPA33, whose product is annotated as glycoprotein A33. The coding region runs from base 86 to 1066 and encodes 326 amino acids. The transcript is spliced from 7 exons. Gene Ontology annotation, cellular component: plasma membrane. NCBI's taxonomy places the organism in Eukaryota, Metazoa, Chordata, Lepidosauria, Squamata, Anguidae. The record is from RefSeq and is a predicted model, not a curated record.